GCUAAGCUGGUAACGAUGCUUCUGGCCUUCUCAUACACCUCGCUUGACUUAACGCUUGCAAGUCCUAUCACCGCUCGAGGCUGUAGCCUUUACGACCCUUAACCCUCCCUGCCUUUCCACGAAACGAAGGAAAACUUUCAGAAACCCCAAGAUGAGCCUUUGUGAUCACUUUUCCUUCGAUACCCUAUCUUGAUCUUGAUCUUGAUCCAUCUUUGAAGCUCAAUCUCUUUUAAUCUGAAGAAAACGUCCCAAGAUUGCCUAAAUCGCUGUCCUUGAAUCUUCCUCUCUACCCUAGAUCCGGCCAUUUUUUCAUCUUCAUCACCCUGGAUCGAGAUAAUCACUGCUCUGUAGUUUUUGCUGGAAUUCUGUUUCAGCCUCUUUCAUUGUUUUCUGGUUAGCAACGAGAUCUGCCGCGCUUUACUAGGUUAAGUGUCAGGUGCUUUUUUCUUUUCCUCCAUAUUCUCUGGUAGAAUUUAGAGAACCGAAUGGCAACAUCUUUGGAUAUGUCGCUUGAUGAUCUGAUAAAGAGCAGAAGUAGUACCGAGAGAGGGAGAGGACGAGGCCGGGCCCGCCGAGGCCGAGGCAGAGGGCAAAUACAAGGCCCAGGAGGGAGUUUUGGCCGUGGAAGGACGGGAGGCAAUCGUAGAGGGGCUCUGAGGGUGAAUGCUCGGCCAUCAUCUUACGCAAUUGCCAAGUCUUUCAGCAGAAACAAGGAUUUUACAUGGCAACAUGAUUUGUUUGAAGAUAGCCUGAAGGCUGCAGGGAUAUCUGGAAUUGAAUCUGGAACAAAAUUAUAUGUCUCAAACUUGGACCAUGGUGUUAGCAAUGAAGAUAUAAAGGAACUUUUCCGUGAGAUUGGAGAACUGAAGCGAUAUGCAAUCCAUCAUGACAGAAAUGGGCGAUCAAGUGGUACGGCUGAAGUAGUGUUUGUUAGAAGAAGUGAUGCAUUAGCAGCUGUUAGGCGAUAUAAUAAUGUUGUACUGGAUGGGAAGCCAAUGCAGAUUGAACUCAUUGGUACCAAUCUUGAAAUUCCUGUUUCAGCUCGGGUGAAUGUAAUUGGAGCAGCAAAUGGAAGAGGAAAGAGAACGGUUGUAAUGACGCCUCAAGUGCACCGAGGUGGAGGUUCUGUUCCAGCAAAUCGUGGUUCUGGAUGGGGCCGUGGGGUUCCCUGGGGUGGUCGUGGUCUUGGUCGCAGCCGUGGUGGUCGUGGUCGAGGUCGUGGCCAUGGCCGUGGUCGGGGACGUGGCCAGGGAAGGAAGCAACCUGUUGAUAAGUCAGCAGAGGACUUGGAUACCGAAUUGGAUAGCUACCAUGCGGAAGCCAUGCAAACAUCCUAGUUAUAAGAUUCUAAACUGAAAACAUUAUAUGGUAUUUCUAGUGGAUUAUCAGAGGGAGCUGUAUACAGAAGGUGGCAAUGGGGCAUUAUUACAGUGAUAAAUUUUUUGGGUUUUUGUUCAUAUGCUUCGCUCCUGGAUAGAAUUCAGGGUUUAACCUAUUAGAUUGGAAGUGAUUUUAAUGCGGACAAAGCAGUUAUCCUGAAAAUUUGUGUAUAUUAGUUGUUUUUUAUAUGGUAUCUUCUUUGGUAUUUUUGGUUUUGCAAA
This is a messenger RNA of Macadamia integrifolia, 1601 nucleotides long. Its product is annotated as THO complex subunit 4C-like. Bases 486 to 1337 code for a protein of 283 amino acids. Gene Ontology annotation, cellular component: nucleus. The transcript has 7 exons. Gene Ontology annotation, molecular function: mRNA binding. Gene Ontology annotation, biological process: mRNA export from nucleus. The record is from RefSeq and is a predicted model, not a curated record. NCBI's taxonomy places the organism in Eukaryota, Viridiplantae, Streptophyta, Magnoliopsida, Proteales, Proteaceae.